ACUCCUUCAUGACCAACUUAAAUAAAAACCAGCUUAAUAUCCACCUCACCUUAUAAAUCUGGCCGAAAAGACAUGGAUUUUCUGGAUGUCCUUCUACAAGUAGAUCAUCAUGGCUUUAUUUAUACCGACCUGCACCGCAAACCCACCUCAGUAAAUAGUCUGUUACAUGCUGGCUCUGCACAUCCACGGAGACUGAUUGAAGGGAUCCCUACGGGUCAAUUUUUACGGCUAAGACGCAUAUGCUCAAACGAUGACCUGUUCGAGAAGCGUGCCCAGGAGUUGACCAACAGAUUCAGAGAGAGAGGCUAUACUGAAUCCUCUCUGAAGGAUACUUUAGAGCCAAACGAUCUGUGAGGGAGGACCUUCUACAACAGCGCCCGAAGAUAAAGAAAUCUCAGAACAACAUGGUACGCUUUAUCACCACCUACAAUUCAGGCCACAGUGCCGUACUGCAAUCACUAAACACACAUUGGAACAUCCUAUGUAUGGACCCCAUUUUGAAACAACACCUUCUUCCGAGGCCAUCUUUAACCUUUCGACGUGACAGAAACAUACGAGAUGGCUUAGUUCAUAGCCAUCACCAGGCUGCCACCCCCUCACACAUUUUUGGUUCUAAAGGUCCAAAAUGGGGUUGCCGCCCCUGCGGCAAUUGCGUGGCAUGUGCAAACAUCCUCACUACCACCUCUUUUACUGAUUCUGCUGGACAGAAGAUUUAUCAAAUUACACAUACCAUCACUUGCAGUACCACCGGCGUAGUCUACGUUGCUAACUGCCCUUGUGGGCUUCUAUAUGUUGGCCUCACAUCACGUGAAUUGAGGCGUCGUACGAGAGAACAUGUGCUGGGGAUACAGUCAGCUGCCACUGAGGAAGAUGACAUCGCCCUAAAGACCAUCCCUCGCCAUUUCAAGACACAUCAUGCCUGCGACAGUUCUUUGCUCCAGUUAUUUAGGUGUGGUUGCCAUCGUUACCUGGGAUUCGGCGUGCUCUUCUUCUCCCCUCCAUUCUGGUCCACAGAUGUAUCUACUUCCUAGACUAAUUGACCAUGUUUCUG
Messenger RNA from Bufo gargarizans (Asiatic toad), 1051 nucleotides. RefSeq lists its product as uncharacterized. The record is from RefSeq and is a predicted model, not a curated record. NCBI's taxonomy places the organism in Eukaryota, Metazoa, Chordata, Amphibia, Anura, Bufonidae. The coding region runs from base 405 to 1031 and encodes 208 amino acids. The transcript is spliced from 2 exons.